GAGGGAGACGAAGAAGAAGAAGAAGAAUCUCCCCCAAAAAACCUCUCCGCAGCAAAAUAAAGUGUGUGUGUUUGUGUGUGUCAGUCCCAGGCUGCGAGCAGAGCACACACACUCCUGUCACUGUUGUCCUGAACUGGGCUCCGGCUAUUUCCUGCUUGCUACUUAUAGUCAACGCGCACAGGUGCCAUGGCAGAGCGGGUGCUGUUGGUCGGCAGCGGAGGACGGGAGCACGCGCUGGCCUGGAAGUUGGCCCAGUCGCCACAGAUCCAGCAGGUCCUGGUUGCCCCGGGUAACGCAGGCACCGCCAACUGUGGGAAGAUCCGCAACUCUGAGGUAUCGGUGAGCAACCACUCCAUCUUGGCUCAGUUCUGCAAGGAUCAUCAUGUGGGCCUGGUGGUGGUCGGGCCUGAGGUGCCGCUGGCUGCAGGUAUCGUCGAUGACCUGACGGCAGCAGGAGUGCCGUGUUUCGGCCCCUCUGCAAAAGCCGCUCAGUUGGAGGCCAGCAAGAGCUUUUCCAAGGCGUUCAUGGAGCGCCACGGCAUCCCCACGGCCCGUUACGGCUCCUUCACCGACCCCCAGGAGGCCUGCAACUACAUCCGCACUGCCGACUUUCCUGCGCUGGUGGUGAAGGCCAGCGGCCUGGCAGCCGGGAAGGGAGUCAUCGUGGCCACAGACCAGGAGGAGGCCUGUCAGGCUGUGAUGGACAUCAUGAAGGACAAAGCCUUUGGAGCUGCAGGGGACACGGUGGUGGUGGAGGAGCUCCUGGAGGGAGAGGAAGUGUCUUGUCUGUGUUUCAGCGACGGCUCCUCGGUGUCGCCGAUGCCUCCGGCGCAGGAUCACAAGCGGCUGCAGGACGGGGACCUGGGGCCCAACACAGGCGGCAUGGGGGCCUACUGCCCCACCCCUCAGGUGAGUCAGGAGCUGCUGCAGCAGAUCAGAGAGACGGUCCUUCAGAGGACGGUGGACAAGAUGAAGGAGGAGGGAGCUCCUUACGUGGGUGUGCUGUACGCAGGGCUGAUGUUGACCAAGCAGGGCCCGAAGCUGCUCGAGUACAACUGUCGCUUCGGAGAUCCUGAGUGUCAGGUGCUGAUGCCCCUGCUGAAGAGCGACCUGUACGAAGUGAUAAUGAACACCAUGAAAGGCACACUGGCUGCCAACCCCCCCGUGUGGCAGCAAGGCAGCUCUGCUGUCACGGUUGUCAUGGCCAGCCCCGGUUACCCUGGCUCCUACAAGAAAGGAGUCGAGAUCACAGGCCUCUCCCAGGUUCAGGACAACGGGCUGCAGGUCUUCCACGCCGGCACCGCCCUGAAGGAAGGAGGCGUGGUGUCCAGCGGUGGGCGGGUCCUGACUGUCACGGCGGUCAGUUCCUCCCUGGAAGCGGCGUUGCGUUCCGCCAACCAGGGCGUGGCUGCCAUCGGCUUCCCGGGUGCGGUCUACCGCCGCGACAUCGGCCACCGGGCCAUCGCUCACCUGAACCAAUCCAGGUGUGUAGGUCUGACCUAUAAGGAGAGCGGAGUGGACAUCGCCGCCGGUAACAAGCUGGUGGAGCUGAUCAAACCUCUGGCUAAAGCUACGUCUCGCUCUGGCUGUAAUGCAGAACUGGGAGGCUUCGCUGGUCUCUUUGACCUGAAGGCUGCAGGGUUUGUGGACCCCGUCCUGGUGUCUGGGACGGACGGCGUCGGGACCAAGCUCAAGAUUGCCCAGGCGUGCGGGCAGCACGGCGGCCUGGGUCAGGACCUGGUCGCCAUGUGCGUGAACGACGUGCUCGCCGUGGGCGCCGAGCCGCUCUUCUUCCUGGACUACUUCUCCUGCGGCAGGCUGGACGUGGACGUGGCCGCCGCGGUGGUCGGCGGCAUCGCCAAGGCCUGCGAGAUGGCGGGCUGCGCUUUGCUGGGGGGUGAGACGGCCGAGAUGCCGGGCGUCUACGCUCCCGGCGAGUACGACCUGGCCGGGUUCUGCGUGGGAGCAGUGGAGCGCGGCGCCCUGUUGCCCAGGCUGGGAGACAUUGCCGAGGGGGACCUGCUGCUGGGAGUGGCGUCCUCCGGCGUCCACAGCAACGGUUUCAGCCUGGUCCGCAAAGUCCUGGAGCGGGCCGGCCUCAGCUACAGCUCCCCCGCCCCGUUCUGCGGCCCUGGACAGACCGUCGGUGAGGUUCUGCUCACGCCGACGAAGAUCUACAGUCGCCUGCUGCUGCCCAUCCUCCGCAGCGGCGCCGUGAAGGCCUACGCCCACAUCACAGGGGGGGGGCUGCUGGAGAACAUCCCUCGGGUGCUGCCCCAGGAGCUGGCGGUCGAUUUAGACGCGUCUCAGUGGGACAUCCCCCCCGUGUUCUCCUGGCUCCACAGGGAGGGCGGCCUGAGCGACGACGAGAUGGCCCGCACCUUCAACUGCGGCCUGGGCGCCGUGCUGGUGGUCGCCCCGCCGGACGCUCCGGGGGUCCUGGAGCAGCUGCAGGCCCACGAGGACGCCUGGAUCGUGGGCUCACUGGCUCACAAGCUGCCUGGGGCAGAAGCUGUGGUGGUGCGUAACCUGAGCAACAGCCUGCUGAAGGCGGGGUCAGCCGGAGACUCGGGGGUCGAGCAAAAUAAUGGUUGUCACGGCAGCGACGGCACACCACGCAAAAGGACGAGAGUCGCUGUUCUCAUCUCUGGCACAGGCACCAACCUCCAGGCCCUGAUCGAGCAGGCCAGGCGUCCGUCCAGCUCGGCCGAGAUUGUGGUCGUCAUCUCCAACCGGCCGGGCGUCCAGGGCCUGAAGAGGGCGUCGCUCGCUGGAAUCCAGACACGAGUGGUGGACCACAAAAUGUACGGGAGCCGGGCAGAGUUUGACGGCACCAUCGACCGCGUGCUGGAGGAGUUCAGGGUGGAGCUGGUGUGUCUCGCUGGAUUCAUGAGGAUCCUCACGGGAACCUUUGUCAAGAAAUGGAACGGGAAACUGCUGAACAUCCAUCCAUCCCUGCUGCCGUCAUUCAAGGGCGUGAACGCCCAGAAGCAGGCGCUGCAGGCCGGCGUGCGGGUGACCGGCUGCACGGUUCACUUCGUGGCAGAAGAGGUGGACGCCGGCGCCAUCAUCGCGCAGGAGGCCGUGCCCGUGCUGAGCGGCGACACCGAGGAGGCGCUGUGCGACCGGAUCCGGGAGGCGGAGCACCGCGCCUUCCCCGCCGCCCUGGAGCUGGUGGCCAGCGGCGCCGUCACGCUCGGCGAGGACGGCCACAGCGUGUGGAAGACCAGCCCACAGAGUUAAAGACCAGACGUCAAACUCAACUUUAUCCAUUCCUGUCAUUAACACAAUUAAACGGUUUGCUUGUGUAACACUAAAACUUUAUUGUACAAAACAAGUGGGAAAGGAAUAGAAAAUGUUUCCCUCCACUUCAAACUGUCCUUUGCAUCAUCGGGUCCAGUUAGGAUGAAAGUAGCAUUUCAACUUCUAGUGUAAAGAAGCAUCGUACUUGAAAAUGAAAAUGACAUUCCAAUAUUAUCUUUUAAGAAAUGUUACGAUUGUAAUAAUGCCUGCACUGGAAUUAGCUUGUACUGCUUGUAGUGAAUUCUUGUCCGUCAUUAUUAAAAUGUCUGUUACAGUGUUGCA
Molecule: messenger RNA, 3585 nt
Organism: Limanda limanda (common dab)
Lineage: Eukaryota; Metazoa; Chordata; Actinopteri; Pleuronectiformes; Pleuronectidae
Gene: gart
Product: phosphoribosylglycinamide formyltransferase
Exons: 23
Coding region: 187-3243 (1018 amino acids)
Biological process (GO): adenine biosynthetic process; 'de novo' IMP biosynthetic process
Cellular component (GO): cytosol
Molecular function (GO): phosphoribosylamine-glycine ligase activity; metal ion binding; ATP binding
Source: RefSeq, a predicted model, not a curated record